AUGGCGCUCCUCCUGCGGCUGCUGCCCCUCGCCCUGGCGCUGGCCCUGGGUCCCCCGGCCGCGCAGGCGGGCCCCGCCAGGUCGCCCUACCAGCUGGUGCUGCAGCACAGCCGGCUCCGCGGCCGGCAGCACGGCCCCAACGUGUGUGCUGUGCAGAAGCUCAUCGGCACCAACAAAAAGUACUUCACCAACUGCAAGCAGUGGUACCAGAGGAAAAUCUGCGGCAAAUCAACAGUCAUCAGCUACGAGUGCUGUCCUGGAUAUGAAAAGGUCCCUGGAGAGAAGGGCUGCCCAGCAGCCCUACCGCUCUCCAACCUUUACGAGACACUGGGAGUCGUUGGAUCAACCACCACUCAGCUGUACACGGACCGCACAGAGAAACUGAGGCCCGAGAUGGAAGGACCUGGCAGCUUCACCAUCUUUGCCCCCAGCAACGAGGCCUGGGCUUCCUUGUCAGCUGAAGUGCUGGACUCCCUGGUGAGCAAUGUCAACAUCGAGCUGCUCAACGCCCUUCGCUACCACAUGGUGAACAGACGGGUCCUGACGGACGAGCUGAAACACGGCACGGCCCUCACCUCCAUGUACCAGAACUCGGACAUCCAAAUCCACCACUAUCCCAACGGGAUUGUGACCGUCAACUGUGCCCGGCUGCUGAAGGCUGACCACCAUGCAACCAACGGGGUGGUGCACCUCAUUGACAGGGUCAUCUCCACCAUCAGCAACAACAUCCAGCAGAUCAUCGAGAUCGAGGACACCUUUGAGACCCUUCGGGCUGCCGUGGCUGCAUCGGGGCUCAACACCCUGCUGGAAGGUGAUGGCCAGUUCACACUCUUGGCCCCCACCAAUGAGGCCUUCGAGAAGAUUCCUGCUGCGACCUUGAACCGGAUCCUGGGAGACCCAGGGGCCCUGAAAGACCUGCUGAACAACCACAUCCUGAAGUCGGCCAUGUGUGCUGAAGCCAUUGUGGCGGGGCUGUCCGUGGAGACCCUGCAAGGCACGACGCUGGACGUGGGCUGCAGCGGGGACAUGCUCACCAUCAACGGGAAGGCCAUCAUCUCCAACAAAGACAUCCUGGCCACCAACGGCGUGAUCCACUACAUCGACGAGCUGCUCAUCCCAGAUUCAGCCAAGACACUGUUUGAGUUGGCUGCAGAGUCCGAUGUUUCCACCGCCAUUGAUCUUUUCACACAAGCGGGCUUCAGCACCCACCUCUCUGGAAGUGAGCGGCUGACUCUCCUGGCCCCCCUGAAUUUCGUCUUCAAAGAUGGAAGCCCCCGCGUUGAUGCCCGAAUGAAGAAUUUGCUUCGGAACCAUAUGGUUAAAGACCAGCUGGCUUCCAAGUAUCUGUACCAUGGACAGACCCUGGAGACUCUGGGCGGCAAAAAACUGAGAGUUUUUGUUUAUCGUAAUAGCCUGUGCAUCGAGAACAGCUGUAUCGCCGCCCACGACAAGAGGGGGAGGUACGGGACCCUGUUCACCAUAGACCGGAUGCUGACCCCCCCAGUGGGGACCGUCAUGGAUGUCCUGAAGGGGGACAAUCGCUUCAGGAUGCUGGUAGCUGCCAUCCAGACUGCAGGGCUGACCGAGAUGCUCAACCGGGAAGGGGUCUACACAGUCUUUGCUCCCACCGAUGAGGCCUUCCAAGCCAUGCCGCCAGGAGAGCUGAACAAACUCUUGGGCAAUGCCAAGGAGCUUGCCAGCAUCCUGAAAUACCACAUUGGUGAUGAAAUCCUGGUGAGCGGCGGCAUCGAGGCCCUGGUGCGGCUGAAGUCUCUCCAGGGUGACAAGCUGGAAGUCAGCUCAAAAAAUAACGUAGUGAGUGUCAACAAGGAGCCUGUUGCUGAAGCGGACAUCAUGGCCACCAACGGCGUGGUCUAUGCCAUCUCCACUGUCCUGCAGCCUCCAGCCAACAGACCUCAGGAACGAGGGGACGAGCUUGCAGACUCUGCACUUGAAAUUUUCAAACAGGCGUCAGCGUUUUCCAGGGGCCACACCUCUGUGAAACUAGCCCCUGUCUACCAGCGGUUAUUAGAGAGGAUGAAGCAUUAG
Messenger RNA from Pipistrellus nathusii (Nathusius's pipistrelle), 2049 nucleotides. The record is from the annotation of a GenBank genome assembly. Lineage: Eukaryota; Metazoa; Chordata; Mammalia; Chiroptera; Vespertilionidae.